CCUUUGCCAGAUACCACCAAAUCAUGCAAUCCGUUUCCCUCCCUCUCUCUCUCGCGUUUCCCACCCUUGCUCCGGCGACGAAGCAUCUCACCGCCAUCGCCGGAUCCUCCCGAUUCCAUCCUUCAGCUGCGGUCUCCUAUGGUGCUACCUCAUCCUCCCCCUUUCUCCGGCCAGAACCCUCGGGCGAAUCGGCGGAGGAGGCGUAUUGGGAUUACCAGUUCCUCUUCGCAUCCCAACGAUCAGAGUCUCCAAAUCCGAUCCUCCUCCGAAUCGUCGAGGGUUCAGUACCCGCUGACCUUCCCCGGGGGAUCUACUACCUUAUCGGCCCCGGUCUCCUCUCCGACGAUCAGGGGUCCAGCAUCAACCCUCUUGAUGGGCAUGGUUACCUCCGUGCCUUUGAUUUCUCCGGCGGGGAUUCGGUUUGGUACUCGGCCAAGUACGUGGAGACGGAGGCGCAUAGAGAAGAGAGAGAUGGGGAAACGGGGCGGUGGCGUUUCACUCACCGGGGAACGUUCUCGGUGCUGAGAAAGGGGAAACGGGUGGGAAACUUGAAGGUGAUGAAGAACGUCGCGAAUACUUGCGUGGUGAGGUGGGGUGGACGGUUGCUGUGUCUCUGGGAAGGCGGUGAUCCAUACGAGAUUGAUCCCAAGACACUUAGGACUAUCGGCACCGUUGAUUUGAUCCGAGAUCCUGAUCCCAAGGCAGGGGAUCAUCGAUCAUGGCCCGGUGAAUGGAGAGAUUUCCGGGACUUUGGAAUCAACGUCGCAGCCCAGCUCCUGAAACCCAUUCUUCGUGGGGUGUUCAAGAUGCCACCAAAGAGGCUAUUGUCCCACUAUAAGAUAGAUGGGGAGAGAAAGAGGCUCAUAGUGCUCGCCUGCAGCACCGAGGACAUGCUACUCCCCAGGUCCAACUUCACCUUCUACGAGUUCGAUGGUGAUUUUGAGCUGAAACAAAGGAAGGAGUUUAUUGCGGAAGACCAUCUCCUAAUACAUGACUGGGGCUUUACUGAUAGUUACUAUGUCCUUAUGGGCAACCGUAUCAAGCUUGACAUGCCUGGGUCUCUUGUAGCAGCAUCAGGCAUGGCACCUAUGGUGUCAGCGCUGGCGCCUAACACCCGGCACAACUCAACGCCUAUAUACUUGCUACCACGGUUCUCUGCUGACCAGCAAAGAGAUUGGAGGGUGCCUAUAGAAGCUCCAGGACAGCUCUGGUCAACUCAUUUCAGCAACUCAUUUGAGGAACAAGGAAGCCAUGGUGGGCUUGUGGUUCAGCUCCAGGCUGCUGUUUGCUCAUACCAAUGGAUCAACUUCCCUAAAAUGUUUGGGUAUGAUUGGAGAAGUAGCAGGCUUGACCCUGCUUACAUGAAUGCCACACAAGGAAAGGAGGCAAUGUUAUCUCACCUGGUCAAUGUAAAAAUUAAACUUGACGUAGGAGGAGCAUGCAAAGAAUGCUCUGUAGAUGAGCCAUCAAAGCAUUGGAGACAAUCAGCCGACUUCCCGGUGAUCAAUCCAACCUUUGCCGGGAAGAAGAACAGCUAUGUUUAUGCGGCGACAUGUUCAGGGUCUCGCCAGUUUUUACCUCACUUUCCUUUUGACACUGUGGUGAAGUUGAAUUGCCAGGAUGGUUCAGUGUCUUCAUGGUGGGCUGGGAGUAGAAGGUUCAUUGGGGAACCAACGUUUGUCCCCAGAGGCAGCACUGAAGAAGAUGAUGGUUAUAUUCUAGUAGCAGAGUAUGAAGUCUCUAAGCAGAUGUGUUACCUGGUGAUAUUGGAUGCUAAGAGGAUAGGAAAAGCAGAUGCGGUUAAGGCAAAGUUGGAAGUUCCCAGCUUCUUGCGCUUCCCUUUAGGCUUCCAUGGGUUCUGGGCAAACACUUGAUAUGUAUAUGU
Molecule: messenger RNA, 1885 nt
Organism: Dioscorea cayenensis subsp. rotundata (Guinea yam)
Lineage: Eukaryota; Viridiplantae; Streptophyta; Magnoliopsida; Dioscoreales; Dioscoreaceae
Product: carotenoid cleavage dioxygenase 7, chloroplastic-like
Exons: 6
Coding region: 24-1874 (616 amino acids)
Biological process (GO): carotene catabolic process
Cellular component (GO): chloroplast stroma
Molecular function (GO): 9-cis-epoxycarotenoid dioxygenase activity
Source: RefSeq, a predicted model, not a curated record